AUGAGUUCAAAGGAAUACUCAAAUUCCCAAGCUGCAAAAGGUCUGGUCGAGAGAAAUAUUCCCGUCGUGGAGUAUGGGGAGCAGAUACAGUGGCGCUACGGAGACCCUGUGGUCCUUCUGCGUGUGGAGUGGGCAGUUCCCGAUGAACUGCUCUCGCUUGCAUCAGAAAUCUUAUCAAACCCGGGCUUCCCUUGUGUGCCCGUGUCCACAGGAGCCACUGCUUGGUACGGCGCAUGGGAUCGAGCUUGCAUUAUCCAUGAUCUGGGAGGGGAGUGUCCAGUAUAUCUCUAUGCGCUGCCAUUUGUCGGCCUUGAGCUUCAGGACACUUCCAAAGUCACAUCCACCUUUAACCGCACGCUCGAGAUCUUGACGCCCAAACCCAAUAGAUAUAUGGUGUCGUUGCUUUGUCAUCUUCUCAACCACCCGCUUGGCGAUAGUUUUAGAUAUCGAGUAACCGAUGAUCUAAUGUCUUUUAUAUGCUUUUACAUUUUGCGUCAAAAGCCGCUGGAUACGAAGCAUGGGGGAUGCGAGGACGAUGAGAGCGAAGAAGAUUACCAAAACCGAGUCGGAGAAGCAUUGAAGGAAACAAAAACUAGGGAUUGGGGCCCUUGUGGAAUGGACUAUUUGAGCACUUCUGAAACUGUUCUCCGAGACUGUCGAUCGGUUGACCAGUUAACUCGUUGCUGA
Molecule: messenger RNA, 687 nt
Organism: Aspergillus pseudonomiae
Lineage: Eukaryota; Fungi; Ascomycota; Eurotiomycetes; Eurotiales; Aspergillaceae
Exons: 3
Coding region: 1-687 (228 amino acids)
Source: RefSeq, a predicted model, not a curated record